Messenger RNA from Colossoma macropomum (tambaqui), 2474 nucleotides. RefSeq names its product tropomyosin 3 (gene tpm3). The coding region runs from base 486 to 1232 and encodes 248 amino acids. Gene Ontology annotation, molecular function: actin filament binding. Gene Ontology annotation, biological process: actin filament organization; muscle contraction. The record is from RefSeq and is a predicted model, not a curated record. The transcript is spliced from 8 exons. Gene Ontology annotation, cellular component: actin filament. NCBI's taxonomy places the organism in Eukaryota, Metazoa, Chordata, Actinopteri, Characiformes, Serrasalmidae.
UUAAGGGGAGGAGAGAUAAGACUCCACCGCCACUCUUUUUAUGUUUUAAUUCACUACUUCGAAGCUGAAACUGGAAAGCGGCGGCGUUAAAGCGAAGGAGUCCAGCUCUCUCUCUCCAGCGGAAGCCGGUGACUUAGGAGAACUUGCCACGUCCUUCUACAGAGAAGAAGCAAGAAAAGGAAGAAAAGUCAACUUUCAGAGCUUCCUGGCUACGUCUGGACUACUAAAAACUACCACGCGCCUGAACACUAGCCUAGUUUGGAUAUUAGCGGUUUAAAGUUCUCCGUAAAUUGGUGUAAAUCUAGCCAGACGGGCUUCGUAGAGCCGUCUGAACCCCUCUGACUCUCCCGCUCCUCUUGCUGUCUGCGUUUGACUUGUUGGCGGGGCGUUGGUGCUGUCACCGCCCUGUCCACUACGCUGCUUCCAGCUCUGAGAGGAUACACUGAUUACUCGAGCACACUACUAAACACGAACAGCACAUUAAAAUGGCCGGAGUCAACAGCCUCGACGCGGUGAAGAGAAAGAUCAAGGUCCUGCAGCAGCAGGCGGAUGAUGCAGAAGAAAAGGCCGAGGUUUUGCAGAGGCAGGUCGAGGAGGAGAAGCGUGGGAGGGAGCAGGCUGAGGCAGAAGUGGCCUCUCUGAACAGGCGUAUCCAGCUGGUUGAGGAGGAGCUGGACAGAGCUCAGGAGAGACUGGCCACAGCCCUGCAGAAGCUAGAGGAGGCAGAGAAGGCAGCAGAUGAGAGCGAGAGAGGGAUGAAAGUGAUUGAGAACAGGGCUCUGAAGGAUGAGGAGAAGAUGGAGUUGCAGGAGAUCCAGCUGAAGGAGGCCAAGCACAUUGCUGAGGAGGCUGACCGCAAGUACGAGGAGGUGGCUCGUAAGCUGGUGAUUGUGGAGGGAGAGUUGGAGCGCACUGAGGAGAGGGCAGAGCUGGCUGAGGCUAAUAAGAAGCAUUUGGAAGAGGAGCUAAGGGCUCUGGAUCAAACACUGAAGACUCUGCAGGCUUCUGAGGAAAAGUACUCCCAGAAGGAGGACAAAUAUGAGGAGGAGAUCAAGAUCCUGACUGAUAAGCUGAAAGAGGCUGAGACCCGUGCUGAGUUUGCAGAGAGGUCUGUGGCCAAGCUGGAGAAGACCAUUGAUGACCUGGAAGAAAAGCUCAGACACGCCAAAGAGGAGAACCUCAAGAUCAAUGCCACUCUGGAACAGACCCUGAGCGAACUCAACAGCUUCUAAAGGUUCUGGAUGAGGACGUUCCCCUGUUUCCCAUUUCGACACACUCAUCUCAUCUUCUUACACAUUUGGUCCAGCCUUAAUUUGCUCAAAACCGUUUUACAUCACUUAACCCCCCCACCCCCCAUUCCCAAUUCCACUUUUUUCACUUUUUUGAGGCUGAGCUCACAGAGCCAGUCAGCUCCUGGACCUUUGAGCAAAGCUCUCAGCACUUUGCAACCCCCAAACACCCACCCCUCCCUCCCAAACUGCUCAUUUAUUCACCUUGCCUUGUCAUUUCAGAACCAAUCCGACCCUGAAGUGUCAAAUCCAAGUAUGUAUUUUGGUGUGUUUUGCUUGGAAGAGCUUUUGUCAGAGCUUUUCUCACAUGCCAGUGCCCCUUCAGUUGAGAUGUUUCAUCUGAUGCUUUAAGUAUGUGUUGCUUUGGUUCUGACAAAGCUCAAAUACAGUCCAAGGCAAGCUUGCCCCAAAAGCCUUUUUGAAUAAGGUGAUCAUGAGCUUCUGAAUUUAAACCGUUAAGCCACUGUUAAAUGUUGUUUUUGCUGCGGUCCACUUCCCUGAUUCCUUUGUUCUUCCUCUUUCUCCUUCGCAUCUCCACUUUCUCUUCCUUCUUCAUGUAGGCUUUUGGAUCCAAAACCACAUCAGAUGAUCUAUUAAAACAAAAUGCUUAGUAGUUCUGCGAAGGCUGUUGAUUUUUGAAAGGGGAGGCUUUAAUUUGUUUUUGAGUCCAAUUGUAGGUAUUCUGUGUCACCAUGAUGUAUGUUUUAUGUUCUGUUUUAUUUUUUUUCUGCAUUUUAACAGUACACCCCCCCCCGCCUUAUUGGACCACUAUGUGUGAAACGCUGCACUGUUAUGGGCUUAUAGCAACCAUCCUUGGAGCAGAAUGAGCCAAGUCCUGGAAUUCAUUAAGCUUUCGUUAAGAAUGAUGGACUAUAUUUACCUCCUUUUAAUAGGGCAAUAGUUUAAGUAAUCCAAGGGGAGAAAGGGAUUGGUUUUACAGCCAACUGAAAGAAACAUCACUGCCAAACUAGAUGUUCAGAUGUUCAGGGGUCUGUAAGUAGUGCGUAUACAGCAACUGGGAGAAAAUGCAACACUUAAAAGUAAUAAAUAAAAGAUUUAAGGGUGAAUGUGUAGUUUUAACUGGAAAAGCCCAAAAUAUACUUACAUAAUCACUUUGUUACUGUCUUUGUCUUUUGUGUAAUGAUUUUUUUUUUUUUUAAAUAAAGACCAUGAUUUUUACUGUCA